UUAGGUAUUCUUGAUUGCGACAACUUACCUGCCAGUGCCGCUGGCGGCGCGUUUGGUUCUCAGCCACAGUUAAUAACGUUAAUCAUACGUGUCUCCACAACCACUGGCUCCCAACAGGCUAGCUAACAGGUCGCCAUGUAAAUCGACGUUAUUUCUUAAACUAUCUGCGAAAGCAGGCCAGACAGUUGGAAAAUGAACUCGACCUGAAGUUGGUCUCCUUCAGUAAACUGUGCACCAGCUACAGCAGCUCGAGGGAUGGACGCCGAGGAGACACGUCAGACACGACACCACUGCUAAACAACUCUACCCAAGACAGGAUGUUUGACACCAUGUCAGUGGAGAUUGAACAGCUGCUGACCAAACUGACUUUAGUGAAUGACAAGAUGGCAGAGUACACCAAUACCCCGGGCGCAGCGUCUCUCAACGCUGCACUCAUGCACACGCUCCAGAGGCACAGAGACAUCUUACAGGAUUACACGCAUGAAUUCCACAAAACCAAAGGCAACUUCCUGGCCAUCCGGGAAAGGGAAGACCUGCUCGGUUCUGUCAGGAAAGACAUUGAGUCCUACAAGAGUGGCUCUGGAGUCAACAACAGAAGAACGGAGAUGUUUCUGAAGGAGCAUGAGCAUCUGCGAAAUUCGGACAGACUGAUGGACGACACGAUAAGUAUCGCUAUGGCAACCAAGGAGAACAUGACCUCCCAACGGGGCUUCUUGAAAUCCAUACAGAGCAGGGUCAACACAUUGGCCAACCGUUUCCCAACCAUCAACAAUCUCAUCCAACGGAUCAACUUGCGGAAGAGAAGGGACUCCCUCAUCCUCGGCACGGUGAUCGGCGUCUGCACCAUUCUCCUCCUGCUCUACGCGUUCCACUGAAGGCCCGACCGGGCUGGAGCCUGCAACGGAGCACGACUCCUCUGCUCCCUUGUAACGUGGGAAUCACAGGAGACCGAGCUUCAUUGGAGGCCGGGCCGAGCAGAAAGACAUCCAGUUGGUCCAGUUCCUGGACGGGAACAGAUUUGGCCAACUUGAACUACUGAACUUGUAUUUAGCAGAUGGAGGGCUGCCAACAAGUGAAUGAAGACCAAAAGUACAAAUACUACAACAUUUUAAUCAAUGGUAUUGAUGAGCGAUAGAGAACUUUUGAUGCAUCAUUAUUUUAGUUCAAUGGUCCUUUUUAAUUAAUGAAGUGGGGUGGUUAGUACAUUGUGGACUGUAUAAUGUGAAUCAAUAAAUUAUUAAUUUCAA
Molecule: messenger RNA, 1247 nt
Organism: Pungitius pungitius (ninespine stickleback)
Lineage: Eukaryota; Metazoa; Chordata; Actinopteri; Perciformes; Gasterosteidae
Gene: gosr1
Product: golgi SNAP receptor complex member 1
Exons: 9
Coding region: 318-875 (185 amino acids)
Biological process (GO): vesicle fusion; endoplasmic reticulum to Golgi vesicle-mediated transport
Cellular component (GO): cis-Golgi network; SNARE complex; Golgi membrane
Molecular function (GO): SNAP receptor activity
Source: RefSeq, a predicted model, not a curated record